GGGAGGUCUGGGAAGGCCUCCGCGGUCUUCUCGUGUCAGAACCUGCUGCUGCCCCCCACCCCGAUCCCCACAGUUCUUGCCCCAUACGGACCUCGGCGCUUAUAUUGGGCUAAUUAUGGGUCUCUUGCUUGUGCGCCACAGCGCAUGCCCUAGUUCCGGGUCACGUGAUGCCUGUCAUGGCCGCCUCCGUGGCUUGGGGCGGCGUGAAUGCCGGGUACUUGCUACGGAUUGCCAAGGGUCCCUGGUGGAGCCGAUCUGGGUGUUUUAGGGGAUCCGGGGAGGCAGCAGCGAUAACCAGAAAAUUCCGGGUGACAGGCUCGCGCUCGGCCGGGGAGGAAGAACAGAGCGGCCCAGAGCGGCCCGGGGACGUGGUGAACGUGGUGUUCGUAGACCGGUCAGGCCAGCGGAUUCCGGUGAGAGGCAGAGUCGGGGACAAUGUUCUCCACCUGGCCCAGCGCCAUGGGGUGGACCUGGAAGGGGCCUGUGAAGCUUCCCUGGCAUGCUCUACCUGCCAUGUGUAUGUGAGCGAGGACCACCUGGACCUUCUGCCUUCUCCUGAUGAGAGGGAGGAUGACAUGCUGGACAUGGCCCCCCUCCUCCAGGAGAACUCCCGGCUAGGCUGCCAGAUCAUGCUGACACCUGAGCUGGAAGGAGCUGAAUUCACCCUGCCCAAGAUCACCAGGAACUUCUACGUUGAUGGUCAUGUCCCCAAGCCACACUGAUAUGGGCAGCUGGACCAUCCCAGACACCAUGGCCCCACGACCAGGACUGGAGGAAUAGCUAAGUUGCCAGCCCAGCCCAGAGCAUGGACAGGCCCAAGAGAGAUUUCAGAAGCACCAAGAAGGCCAAAUGCUUCAGAGAGAUCCCAUGCCCAGGCUCUGGUGGAGACGGCCUCUGUUGGGGUGGCCUCUCCAAGCCCCUGAGAAUCUGGGUGUGGAUAGGGUUGGAAUCGAGAGUGACAAUAAAACCAUCUUGCAGAACUCCAGCAUCUUGAGUGUCCUUAGCCGGGAGGUCGGGGGCAGCCCCGCCCCCGCCCCCGGGUCUACAAUGGUAUCUUCCAGGCCCUCACCCCUCGCCUCCCACAGCAGUGAUGGGGCCAGCGGGGAAACUGAGGCAGGGGCCUAGAGGAGGGGUCCUGGGAGC
Molossus molossus (Pallas's mastiff bat) is the source of this 1143-nucleotide messenger RNA. RefSeq names its product ferredoxin 2 (gene FDX2). Gene Ontology annotation, biological process: P450-containing electron transport chain; positive regulation of oxidoreductase activity. Gene Ontology annotation, molecular function: 2 iron, 2 sulfur cluster binding. The transcript has 5 exons. The record is from RefSeq and is a predicted model, not a curated record. The coding region runs from base 168 to 722 and encodes 184 amino acids. NCBI's taxonomy places the organism in Eukaryota, Metazoa, Chordata, Mammalia, Chiroptera, Molossidae. Gene Ontology annotation, cellular component: mitochondrion.